This is a messenger RNA of Pogona vitticeps (central bearded dragon), 1229 nucleotides long. RefSeq names its product joining chain of multimeric IgA and IgM (gene JCHAIN). Lineage: Eukaryota; Metazoa; Chordata; Lepidosauria; Squamata; Agamidae. Gene Ontology annotation, cellular component: pentameric IgM immunoglobulin complex. Gene Ontology annotation, molecular function: immunoglobulin receptor binding. The record is from RefSeq and is a predicted model, not a curated record. Gene Ontology annotation, biological process: humoral immune response.
CCAGCAUUACCUUGUGGUUUCAUUACAUCCGGCCAGCCCCACAUUAACCACCAUCUGCCUCAGCUACUUGAAAUCUACAUUGGCGAUUUAGGAAAACGGGCGUGCUGCAUCGUGAAGCACCAGUACUUGGCAGAAGGCUACAUUUUCAGGAUGAAGACCUCGUGGAUCUUCUGUGGCACCUUGACAAUCUUUUGGGGAGCUGCCCUUACAGCAGCCUUUUACGGACUGGACCAAGAUGAAGAGACGGUUCUGGUUGACAACAAGUGUCAGUGCGUAAAAGUGACCUCAAAAUUUGUACCGUCUAAAGACAAUCCUCAAGAGGAAGUCUUGGAGAGAAACAUUCGCAUUCUAGUUCCUCUCACAGCCAGGGAGAACAUUUCUGACCCCACUUCACCCGUGAGAACCAAGUUUGUCUACAGACUCUCAAAGCUCUGUGACAAAUGCAGUUCAGAUGCCAACCUGGAGGAUCAUCUGGGAGUUACUGUUGGGCAGAGCAAUCUAUGCAAUGACCCGGAGCAACCCUGUUACACCUACGACCGGAACAAGUGCUACACAAGUCCAUGCCUGCUCACCAAUGGUGCAAAAACAGAGACUGUUGUUGAGACAGCCUUGACUCCUGACUCCUGCUAUGCUAACUAGACAAGAGCUGUGUCAUAAUAUAAGGUCUUAUGGGACAGAUCUAAACUACAUAAAUAUAUGUUGCUUCCUAUACCUGUUCUGGCAAAAAAACCCUUAAACAAUCCUGUGAAAUUUAGUUUGGUUGAAGUGCUGAGAAUUUAUCAUUAGAAACUCCAAAUCCAGAACAGAGACAUCACUUUCCCAGGGAUGGCGAGAUUUUUACGGGAGCUAUUCGGGGUGCUGAAAUCCUUAGUUCAGCUCCAACGGUUUGCGGAUAGGAUUCAGCACUUUGGAUAAUGCCUGUAAAGUUCAGAAGAAAACCCAGAGCAGAUCCAUUGUCUCUGCAAAACCAGAGCCAUCUCUACUGCUUCACUGAGGUGCAAAUAUCUUGGGUGAAUGAAUCAGCCAUUUUAAUCCGUCAGGGUAGACCUGCCUAUGUAUUGACUUCUGGGCUUUAAAUGUUAAAACCCCCAACUGUGCUUUAUCUGCAUCAGCAGAAUGAUCUUCUCUUAUGCCUUCCCCCCUGUAAUUUCUUUCUCUUUCUAAAAAUUUCAUUUUCUUUCUUCUCUGCAUUAUUUACAGCAUUUCUUCAAUAAAAAUAUCUCUCAUGA